AUGUUUUCUGCCAUUGCAGAGGCAGACUUGAAAAAAAAAUCUCUACCUACACCAUUCUGCUGUGCUUCUGCUGGGAGUUCAUUGGCUACAGGAUUAGAUUUCAAUUGUGGAGAUUUCGGUGUCAUUUCGAUACGUUCUUCGGGUGGACUAUGCAUUCCUGAAUGGGAUAGGACUCUUACCGGAGGCAUAAGAAUGUGGAUACAGAACCCGAAUAGAUGCGCAGACGAAUACUUGGAUGGAAUCGAGGAUUUUAUUGAGUUUGCACGUAGACACAACCCGGGUGCAACUAGAAUCUGUUGUCAUUGUAGGAGGUGUAACAACAUGUUGUGGGAGACAAUUGAAAAUGUUGGAUUUCAUUUAGUAAGGAAUGGAAUGAUUGAGACAUAUAGCAUUUGGAACCUUCACAGAGAACAAUUAGACAAUGCUUCGUCUUCAAAUGCUACAAGAGUGGACAAUGUUGAACAUAUUGUGGAUCCUAAUGAACAAGUCAUGGAUAUUAUAAAUGAUGUUUUUCCAUUUGCAUCGACCAACAUCAAUUAG
Molecule: messenger RNA, 540 nt
Organism: Prunus armeniaca (apricot)
Lineage: Eukaryota; Viridiplantae; Streptophyta; Magnoliopsida; Rosales; Rosaceae
Source: the annotation of a GenBank genome assembly